This is a messenger RNA of Didymodactylos carnosus, 3627 nucleotides long. The record is from the annotation of a GenBank genome assembly. Lineage: Eukaryota; Metazoa; Rotifera; Eurotatoria; Philodinida; Philodinidae.
AUGGAUUUUAUUCCUGCACGUGACACAAGUGUUAACACAGUAUUGGAUCAAUCACAAGGUCUAGCAAAGCGAAUCUCAAAUGAACGUCAAGUGAUAGCUAAAAUAGAUCCAGGUGAUCUUCAGGAUCGAUAUCUUCGUUUGUACGAUGAUCAUCAAUUAUUGAAACAACAUGCGAGAAAACAAGAAGAUAAAAUAAAAAAAUUAGCCACAAAAUUAAUGAAGGUCAUUGAUGAUAAAAAGAAGUCAGAAGGCGGAAUUGGAGGUUCGAGUCGUAAAAUUGGACGAGAUAGUGAAAUAGAAAAUCAACUUACAGAAUACAGAAAUAAAAUAUCAGAACUACGAGAACAAAACAAACUUUUAAAACAACGAGGUCUACAAAAACGAAUACCUUCGCCGUUAUUCCAUAAUUUAAGAGUCAUCGGUCCAAGAGAAUCUAUGCGAGAAGAAUCACUCGAGAAAGCUCAACAAGAACUCAAUAGUUAUGAACAACAAAUAGAUUCAUUACGUCAACAAUUAAACUCACGCGAUGCUGAUCAUGAACAAAAUUUAAUGCGUUUAAAAGCACAAACAACAGGAGAAUCGCGAACAAAUUUACAAGAAAAUAUUGAUAUGAUACGUUUACAACGUGAUUUGCGAGAAAAGUCUGAUGAAUCAAGACGUCUUCAGACACAAUGUUCGAAUUUAGAAUCGCAAAAUCAAAGUCUGCAAAUGACAAAUUCAGAACUAUUAAAAGAAAUUGAUCGACUCGAUAGACAGAUAAAAGAUGAACAACAACGUGCUGUACAAUUGAGAACAGAAUUGAGAAAUGGGUCAAGAUCAAAUACACUCAUAUAUGAAUUAAAUGCACAAAUUGAUGAUUUACGUCGUGAAUGUGAAGUAUUAAAAGAAGCGAAUACAAAAUUAGUUAAUAGUGCAUUUAAUGCAGAUCGUGAACGAGAAUUUCGAGAAAAAGAACGUGCAUUAAAACUUCAAAUUGCACAAUUAGAGGCAACAUUAAAAGCUGAUUUAGGUGAACGCGGUACAUUACUAGAUAGGCUUACGCUAGAAAAAGAAUCAAAUAAAAAGACCGACGAUGAACAUCGAACAAUGCAUUUAAAAUAUUUAGAAAUGAAAGAAAAAUACGAUGAUUUAGCUGAAAAAUUACGAUUUUUUGAACGAGAAGGUGAUGUGAAUAUGAAAGAAAUCGAAGAAGCAUUGAUUAUUCUCCGACAACGAAAACAAAAACAGGAACCAAAUUUUGACUUUUUACAAAAAGUUGAUGAAGAAAAAGGACAAAAUUUACAACAUCGUUUACGUGAACUUGAAAGUCAAUUAGCUGAAACAUCAAAUGAGUUAGAAAAAACAAGAAAUUUAUUAUUUAUGCAAUACAAAAUUAAUCGCGAUUAUAAACUUGAGGUUGAUUGUAUUCAAAAGAAAAUGGACGAAAAUCAAGCCGAUUUUAGUAGUCGAACGUUGGAACACGGUCAAUUACUUGAUAUUCGUGCAGAUCGCAUUCGAAACUUAGAAAAACAACUACGUGAUGUUGCCUAUGGUACUCGACAAUAUCGUGUUCAAGAAUAUCCAUCACAAUCGGCGAUAGAUAAUGAUUUUAUCGAAAAUGCAAUUGAAUUAGAACGUGGAAAAAAUUUAAUUGAAAUUCAUUUGAGUCGUGGAACAUUUAGUGAUAAAGCAUUAGAGUAUUUAGGUAGCGGAAAUGAUCCAUCAACAUUUUGUUCAAUUGAAUUUUUUGAACAUGAAUUACAAAUCACACCAAUUGUUAAAGGACGAACGCCAGAAUAUGAUUUUACCGCCCAAUAUAUUGUUAAUGUUGACGAUUUUCUCUUGUAUUAUUUACAAAAAGAGUAUACAGUUGUCGAAUUACAUCAGGCUCUAGGACAAACAUAUCGUACUGUAGCCGUAUGCAAGUUAAAUUUAAAACAGUUAAUUGAAGGUAGUCAUGGACGACUGCAUUCAACAGUAAAAUUGACAGGAAGUAAUGAAGACAACAUGGAUAUAAUGAAUUUUGGUUCAAUUGAAUAUUGGGUAAGACUACAAGUACCAAUGGAACAAGCAUUUCGAUUGUUGAAAGAAAGAAUGAAAGCACAAGGUUACCUGGUGACAAACAAACAUCGAACAACAGCUCAAGAAAACGGAUUGGAUAUGAAUGAGCAGCAGACAAUGUCAGAACAAAAUAUGAAUGAAUUGAAUAUUGCCAUAUUAAAUUGUUCGAACGUUAGAGCGACUAGUCAAGAUCGACAACCAGAUUUAUAUUGUGUUUAUAAAUUUUUUAAUUUUACUGAUCGUGAUACGGCUAUACGUCCAUCAUCAAAUAAUCCAAACUUUGAUGAUAGAGCAAGUUAUCCCGUGCAUAUGGAUGCUGAUUUAGAUCGUUAUUUAAAAAAUACACAAUUAACAAUAUUUGUGUUUGAUGAUAAAGAACAAAUACCCGAACAUUAUGCGGCACGUGCUGAUAUUCCAUUAUUACCAUUGUCUCAUGAUAAUGAUAUUAAAGGCACAUUUGAUAUGCGCGAUCACGAUGGAAAUCGAAAUGGCACAAUGGAUGUCAUAUUAAAGUGGACAAAUACUUAUAUACCCCCACCAUCUUCGACUAGAACACCAGCUCAAAAAGCAAAAGGUUACGCAUCACCUCGAGAACCAUUAGCUUUAAUGCCAUACGAAAAUGCAGCAUCGGCACAAACAAUUGCUGAAAAAGCAAGAGAAACAAAUGUAAGAUUAACAUCACGUGAUAUUAUAACAAAUCGUCCGCAUUCAGAUACAGAACAAAAUAAUUAUGAUCGACAAAAACCUGAUAUACCAAGAAGUAGUCAUGGAAUUCCAGCAUCAAGUAGAUCUCGACCAACAGACCCUCGUUUGUCUAAUACUCGCCCUCCAGUAAAUGUAAAUAAUAAUCAUAGUGGUAAACGAUCAUCAUCUGCUGGCAGUGGUAGUAGUAAGCGAGUUAGUUUUGACAAUCCAGACGACAAUUUUACAAAUGAGCCUCCUCGAUUUUCAACAGAAAAUCAGUCAAUUGAUGAUGAAACAUCUCGCCCUGCUACACCAGAAUCGAUUCGAGAUGAAACCACAAACAGAACAACGAUGCCCGAUGAAUCUGAUCCUGACAUUAUUUAUCAAACUAGUAUAUCACGUCAGCCAAAUACAAAGAGAGACAAUGUGACUAUUGGUGUCCAUGAAUUAGUGUUAAAUGAUAAAUGUCCGAUAUUUGAUGAUGAGAAUUGUGAAAAAGUAUUUGUCAGUGUAGAAUUUUUAAAUUAUACUGAAGAACUCGAAACACCCUAUUCAUUACAAAAACGUGAUCCAAAUGUGAAAUAUAGUUUCAAUUUUCAAAAAGGUAUCAGGCAUAAAGAACAACGUCAACAUUUGGCAGAUCUUAUUGGACCAGGUGCUUCCGGAGAUAUCAAAUUUGUUGUCGUUGGUGAACCACCGGAAAAUAAACAAGAUCUCGAUUGUGUCGAUAUUGGCUAUGCACGUGUAAAUGCCAAAAAAUUGUUGCGCAAUGAAACGGAUAUUGUCGAAAAAAAUAUUGACGUUCAUGACGUAAACAACGAUCAAGAAAUCAUCGGCCAAAUGAAUGUCACCGUAGAGAUUGUUCAAGCAUUAAGAUUUGUACAAAAUCGAAUGCAAGAAUAA